Molecule: messenger RNA, 1887 nt
Organism: Monoraphidium neglectum
Lineage: Eukaryota; Viridiplantae; Chlorophyta; Chlorophyceae; Sphaeropleales; Selenastraceae
Exons: 12
Coding region: 1-1887 (628 amino acids)
Source: RefSeq, a predicted model, not a curated record
AUGCUCAACCCCCGCACCCUCAACAAGAUCCAGAUCUGCCAGACCAACUACACCGCCGACCUGCUGGAGUGGGUUGACCCGGAAAACCUGCCGGCCUGGCUCGGCGGCCGGUCAAAGGGCACGCUUCUGGACGACGUCGGCCCCUGGUCCGACCCCGAGGUGCUCCACCGCCUGGAGGCAGACCUGCCCGCAGCCGGCCGCGCGCUCAGGGCGCUGCGGCACAGCGCCGCCACCAACCUGGCCGAGGAGGGGGAGGAGGACGGAUACCAGUCACCCAGGUCUGAGGCAUCCUUUGUGUCUGUGGUCUCCACCAACAGCAGCAUAAACCAGACCUCCAGCUUGGUGGAGGCCGGCAGCGGCCCAAGCCUCCCGCAGCAGCUCUCAUUCACGAGCGGCCAGGACAAGGGCAGGGCCGCCUCAGCGCCAUCGCCGCUGCAGCAGCAGGGCCCUGCCGCAGCGGCGGCGGCGGCGGCCGCGGCGCACGGAGCAGCGGCACGGGCGCAGUCGCAGGGCGCGGCGGACACGCGGGAGGGCGCGGAGGCGGCGGCGCGCGGCAGCUUUGACCAGGCGGCCAUCUUGGCAGCGGCGGCCGCGGCCAGGACCCAGUCGCUGGUCGAGCGCGUGCAGGCCCUGGAGCAGCUCUACGCGCAGCAGAUGCAGCGGCUGAAGGGCUACAUGCCCUCCGGCGCCGUCGCGCGCGCCGCCGAGCGGCGGCUGGCCGCGUCGGCGCCGGAGGGCAGCCUGCUGCGGCGCGUGGACCUGCUGGAAGACGGCCUCGAGCUGCUGCUGCGCGCGCAGGACCUGUCGUGGCAGGAGGAGGAGCGGCGGCGCGCGCGGGACGGCUGCUGCGGCGGCGGCGGGCACGCGAAGCACGUGGUGACCGGCGCAACAUGCAGCAGCGCGCCACGAGGCCGCGCACUGCUGCGCGCCAGCGCUGCAGCACACCUGGGCGAAUGCGGGCGGUGGCAGCAGCAGCAGGGCGUCAAGAGAGCAGUGCGAGCAGCUGCGGUGCCAAACAGCACCCUCGAGCAGGUCCCCCUGGUGAUCAGCCAGCAGCUGGCCGUGGACUCGCCCGCGCGCGUGCGGCGCCUGGAGACGCUGGUUGAGCUGAAGAAGCUGUUCAGAAACUGCCUGCGCGCGGAGACGCUGCUGGCGCUGCCGUCGCCCGUCUACACGCUGCAGCCGCUGCCCUCCGGCGACGUCCGCCACAACGGCCUCGACAGCCGCGACUCCCAGGCGAGCGUCGAGGAGGAGCAGGAGCGCCUGCAGGCGGCGGUCGAGCUGAUUGCAGAGAUGCAGCUCACGUCAGACCAGCUGCGCCAGGGCUUGCGUUCGCCGGCGCUGGCCGGCGGCUUCGGGCGCGAGUUCUGGGGGGAGCCGCCGGCGGAGGACGCGGAGGCAGCGGUGCGGGAGGCGGCGCGGGGCUUUGCGCAGCGGCUGCGGGACCGGGCGGCGGCGGAGCUGCCGGCGCUGCCGUUUGACAGCGAGGCGCAGGCCCAGGUCGCGCUGGACGUCCGCAACAGCCGCUACAACCGCCGCCUGCAGCAGGUCGUGGAGGACGCGGAGAAGGUGGCCGAAAAGUUUGUUGCCAACCGCAUCAAGCCGGCGCUGCAGCGGGCCCAGGAGAAGGACGUUGUGGAGGUGGUGCGUGAGAGCGGCACCUACCUGAAAGGCCUCUGGGACCGCCUCAACGGCGGCGGCGCCCGCGGCGGCCGCCGCCUGCCCGCUGGGCUUCCGCUGCCGGCGUCCUCCAAGAAGGAGGUCGAGCGCAUCAUAUCCGAGCUGGGGCGCGAGCUGGAGAGCCUGGAGAAGCGGCUGCAGGAGGCGUCGAAGGCGCGGGAGAGCAAGCUGCGGAAGGCGCCCGCUCUGCCUUGGGGUGUUCCCUGA